Messenger RNA from Pisolithus orientalis, 375 nucleotides. RefSeq lists its product as uncharacterized. The record is from RefSeq and is a predicted model, not a curated record. The transcript is spliced from 4 exons. The coding region runs from base 1 to 375 and encodes 124 amino acids. Lineage: Eukaryota; Fungi; Basidiomycota; Agaricomycetes; Boletales; Pisolithaceae.
AUGGGUCGUGUCCGUCGCUCUCGAACUCAUAAAUCCCAACGUGACAUUCACAGAGCUUCCCGAACCAGAGCUCGAACCAGAGAUCUCGAUCAGAUACAACUGAUCGACCUCGAUCCCAAAAAUCGUGCCGCGCUCGAGGCACAACCCCUCGAUUUUGACAAACCGGGAUUAGCUCAGCACUACUGCGUGGAGUGCGCAAGAUAUUUCGAAACUGAUGUUGCACUCUGUUCGCAUUGGAAAAGCAAGGUACACAAAAAGAGGUGCCGAGCGCUCAAGGAGCCUGCGUACACCGUAGAAGAGUCCGAACGUGCCGCAGGACUUGGCAGAGAAGGAAAACGGACAUCACCGAGUACAUUAAUGUCUACUGCUGUGUAG